UGUUCUUAAUUUAACACCAACUUCCUGCAAAUCGCCCCACCCCUGUGUUUGGAUGUCGAAUUUCAAUCAGUUUAUUGUCAGUGAGUUUAGAGGUGUAGGCGUAGUCUGAGACGAGUUUACUUUUGUUGUCUGGAUGCAAAAGAGAAAACCACAACAGUUUUUUGUGAACGACUUUCUUGACUGAAGAGCUGAGUACCAAACAACUGAUAGUUUCCUAAAUGUGCCUACAGUACCCACCUGACCCCUACAUCAUAACUAUUUGGAAGAUCUACACCCUGAAUGGAUAAUGGAUGUGGUAACUGACAACAUCUUUAGCAUACAGCUGGCACUGGGUGUGAAAGCCCUGUUGAACCUGUCUGUCAUUGGUUUGAAUUGGCAGUACAUGCAUAAGAGCUUCAUGGGAUACUUCUGCAUUUCUUUGGCAUUCCUCGACCUCGUCCACAUUGUGAACUUCUCCGUCAUUUACUGGUUGACAAACUUUGCCAUCCUGGGUUUCCAUAUUACCAUCUACCACAUCUACCUCUUUCUCCAAAUCUCCACGCACACUUAUAGCAUCCUGCACUGGCCCGUUUUCAUAAUCGCCGGGCUGGACUCCUACUGGACUUUCCCAUUCAGGCCUUUAAGCCUAACCCGAAAGGCUGUGUACGCGGCAUCCCUAGCACUUGUAUGGAUUUCAGCCAUAAUGUAUGUGUUUUUUAUUUCUUAUUACGAUUCUGAAGACAGUUUCUCAACCAUGGAGCACCACAGCUUUCUUCUCAAGUCCCAGUGCGCCUCUCUCUCCUUGGUGGUCCUGGCAGUUAUUACCUGUGUUGUUCUUUACUGCCGGUCCGGAUUUCUGAGUUUGUUCAAAUCCUUCAGGGGCGGGUCCUACACAGAGGGGUCUACCUCUGUUUUCUUCUACAACCUGGACUUGAAUGAGGGUUACUUCAAGAAGCCGAUAUUGACUUACAUUGCUGUGUGCUUUAUUGGUACCUGGUUCCCAUUUGUUUGUUUGCAGUUAAUCAUUUUGGUGUUCAGCACAGAAGUCGACCCCUUCCUGGAGUUGAAUGUUCCCUGGCUUUGCUUUCUCAAUAGUUUCCUGAUAGGAGCAGUGUACUGGCACUUGAACCAGGACAUUGUUGUUUUGAAGCAAUGUGAAAUUCCGGAUGGUUUCUGCAACUGGGUUUUUUCCCCCAAUCCUGAUUGCAUAAAGAAGGCAUUGCCAGACACAACAUCAGUUACAGUAGCACUAAUUAUCACUCCCUAGUGACAUACUGGAAUAGCCAGAGAUCAGGUCACUAGACCCAGGCAGCAAGCAAUGGUUAGCAUCCUGCUCGCACCAGAUUGCUGAUAUUGGCAAUGGAAAAUUGGAUGGGAACCAUUUUCUUGACACUGGAACCAGAGGUCAGCCAUUGAUCGUCAGUUCUAAUUGAUAAGUGGGCUGCAAAUCGGCGACGUGACAGUUGAAUUGGAUGUUUCAAACGGGGUACAAAAUCCAGGAUAAAAUUGGCAAAAAAAAAAAAAAAAAGAUUUAAGUGCACUUCAAUCUACAUACAAUAUUUAUGCAUGUACUUUCACAUCUUUUCAGGGACUCUUAGCAUUGCACAAUGCACUCAGUUGUACUGGAACUAUUCUUUACUUGAUCUAGAACGACUAUCAUCAAGGAGAUAAGAAUCUUAUAUACUUAAACACCAGAAAGUAUAUUCAUGUACUUGUUAGUUUGGGUUAUGUAAUGCACCCAGCAACACAUUGUUUUGUAAAAAAAAAAUGAGUCAAACUUUAUUCAAGCUUGAAAAAUCGCUUUCUAAAAUGUACAAUACAUGAUGUUAUAGAUGUUUUUAUGAAUAUCUUUAAUUGUAUAUAUAGCUCUAUUUAGACACACAUUACAAAAGAUAAAAACACUCACAACCAUAUCUAAGAAAGAAAAAAAAACAGCACCAUAUAUGAAAACUUUUUUUUUUUUUUAAAGAACUGAAGUGUCUUCCUCUUUUUCUGUUAAAAUUACCUGAUUGUUUAACUGAAAUUUAACGUCCAACAUCGACAUAAAUACGGGUUUCUGUGCAUUAUACCCCAUUCACACCAGCAACAUUGUUUUAAAUAUACUAAUAUAAUCAGUGGACAAAGUGUAAUGUUGUGUUUACAUCCCCUACACUCACAAGUCACAAAGUUAAUGUAAUCGAUAACCAAAAAAAACCCCAAAAGCCUCAUGUUUGCCAUUACUGUCGCAUUUUAUGAUAUAAAAGCAAACCUACAACCAUAUAGAUUAAUUGUACUCUAAGAUACCAAGAUUCCAAAACCCUUUGAAAGAUAAUCUCCUAUCACAAAGAUAACAAUGCAUGUAUGACAUAAAGUAGGCCUAUCCCUUGAAAACAUUUACCAUUCUUUUAUUAAAAGUCUCACUGCUACAGUAAUUUGUAAAAAGUAAAAUAAAUAAAUAAAUAAAAUAAACAAAUAUAUACAUUUUGUUACUAGUAAGGGGGCUCCUGUUAUACACUUUAUUAUACUUAAUUUAAACAAAAUGAAUCAACAUUUGUAAGCGGGACUGUGACGAUUUGCCUCAUAUUGAAGUACUGUUCUGGAUUCCCUCCGGAGGUGUCCUGGGAUUUGAGCAUGCGUUCCCCGGACACAACAGAAACCAGUUUAUCUAGUUAUGAUUCGAAUCCUUUUCCUAUUGCUAUAGACUAUUGUUUGUGUCUUAUACAAAUUUUCAUACAAUGACUUUACGUUUUAUAUUUAUCAUAUUGACUUGAAUAUAUCUGAAAUGUUCUGUGCCUUCAUUAUUGUUCAAUAUGUUUAUAUGUUUACACCACUGUCCUGUUAUAGAUAGUGUCUGUUUAGAAGAAAAUAAAUACUUCAGUGAAUUGUUAUGAUGUUUAAUUUCCAAAUGUGACUCCAGUUGUAUAGAACAGGACCAAGAAGCCAGUUUUUUGGCAAACAUGAGAAAUCUCAAAUCACCAUCUCAAUCAUCUCAUACAACAAAGAAGGAUUGUAUCUGAAAUUCAGCCAUCCUUGCCUUGUAUUUCAGAACAUGAAAACAGAAACAGUUCAUUUGCAUUAACUUUUCCCUUGUUUUCAGGGGCACAUGUUUUCCUCACCUUCUCUUUUUGCCUGGAAAUGGUGACUCUUAACUGAAGCUAAUGGUACAACUCCAGAUUUACCAACGUUAGGAAGUUUAGAAUAGCCUACCAAAGUAUUUUCUAGUGCUGCAAAUUGAUGUUAAAAAAAAAGAGUCAAAUUCAAAACAUUAUAUUCAUAAACAGGGUUAGAAAUGUGUACUGGGCUGCAGAACUACCCGCAAUAAAGUAGAUUGAGCAGUCAGGUCCAUUACAUGAAUUGCAGAGAUGCAUGAACAAACAAAGUAAUGGAUCAUCCUCCCGCCCCAUACACAUACUGUAUUACACACACAUAUACGUGUUAUAUAAAAUAAAAUGGCAUUCUCAUUGGUGGCUGACAUUCCAUAUCUACAGAUUAAAAAUAAAUAAAUAAUGCAACCAGCGAGUUCUUCCUCAUGGUAUGCAUCGGUACAAACCAAGCCAUCUUGAGUAAUAUUGGUUACUUUUAUAAAUGUUUGUUUAUGAAGGAUUAAUGUAUAUUCAUGUUAUUCAUUUUAGUGUCCAAUAGGCACUCCUUUGCAUUUCAAAGGCUCAUCACAGGUGCAAUCCCCAGUUUAAAUUGUAAUUUAAACUUGUUUUAGUCUGGCCUAUGUGUACAUGAUUGAACAGGCAUGUAUCAGUUCCUGAGAUAACGAGAGCCCAUCCAUCUUCUACAGGACCGUUAUCCAAUGCACGAAAUGCCCUGCCACAGCGGCUUACAUUCCUAAAAGCUUCUUAACAGUAAUAGAAGCACAACAGGGUUAUCAAAAAUGCUUUUAUGAAAUUGAAAGAAAACUCCCACAAACAAUAAGGUUGACACUACAGAACUUUACUUGAAUUUGAUCCAAGUUCAUUGUCUAUACAGGGUAUUUACAAGAGUGAAAAAUGAAAACACACACACAAAAUACAGUUGAGGUAUAAGCUGAAAGCAUGAUAUAGUCUAUUAAAUGCCAUCCAUUAAGAUGGUUAGAGAGAUAGAUCUGUUUGCUUAUUUAUUUAUUUUUAUCAUGAGGUAGAGGACUGUCUUAUUUCAUGCAAUGCCAGAACAUUUGUUUCAUCACACUGUAUAUUAUUGGCAACAUUAGUAAGGUGUGCAAUAAUUAUAUAUAUAGACACUGUUUGAU
Acipenser ruthenus (sterlet) is the source of this 4195-nucleotide messenger RNA. Its product is annotated as probable G-protein coupled receptor 160. Gene Ontology annotation, cellular component: signaling receptor complex; plasma membrane. Lineage: Eukaryota; Metazoa; Chordata; Actinopteri; Acipenseriformes; Acipenseridae. The transcript is spliced from 2 exons. Bases 287 to 1246 code for a protein of 319 amino acids. The record is from RefSeq and is a predicted model, not a curated record.